AUGGGGGACAUUCCAGGGGGUUUGGGGACAUUUGGGGACAGCCUGGGGGACAGCUGCCACCUGCAGGUCACCGAGCUGCCUCCAGGCCUGGGGGACAGCUGCCACCUGCAGGUCACCGAGCUGCUCCAGGCAGAGUCCCCAGACGAGGAGGACAUUUACGGGCUGGCGGCCACCCUGAGGAGACUCUCGGCCCUGUUCAGUGAGCACGACCUGACCCCCUGGGGUCUCUUCGGGCCCCUCUCGCAGCUCCUGCGCCGCGCCCUCGACACCGGGGACGUGCCAGCCCAGGUGACGAUCCCGGCCAUCUCCUGCCUCUUCUUCCACGUGUUCUGGGAGCUCUCGCGAGUUCCCGACUCCGGAGCCUCCCGGUGAGCCAAAAUCACCCAAAAUCCCCCCAAAAAUACCACAAAAAUCCCCCCAAAAAUCCCACAAAAAUUACCCCAAAAAUCCCCAAGAUUACCCCAAAAAUUCCUCAAAAAUCCCCCAAAAAAUCCUCAAAAUCCCCCCACAAAUUCUCCCUAAAUUCCCCUGAAA
Molecule: messenger RNA, 534 nt
Organism: Passer domesticus (house sparrow)
Lineage: Eukaryota; Metazoa; Chordata; Aves; Passeriformes; Passeridae
Product: cohesin subunit SA-3-like
Exons: 5
Coding region: 1-372 (123 amino acids)
Biological process (GO): sister chromatid cohesion
Cellular component (GO): chromatin; cohesin complex; nucleus
Molecular function (GO): chromatin binding
Source: RefSeq, a predicted model, not a curated record